Seriola dumerili (greater amberjack) is the source of this 2634-nucleotide messenger RNA. RefSeq names its product optineurin (gene optn). The coding region runs from base 132 to 1721 and encodes 529 amino acids. Gene Ontology annotation, biological process: protein localization to Golgi apparatus; Golgi ribbon formation; regulation of canonical NF-kappaB signal transduction. Gene Ontology annotation, cellular component: Golgi apparatus; nucleus; cytoplasm. Gene Ontology annotation, molecular function: K63-linked polyubiquitin modification-dependent protein binding. NCBI's taxonomy places the organism in Eukaryota, Metazoa, Chordata, Actinopteri, Carangiformes, Carangidae. The record is from RefSeq and is a predicted model, not a curated record. The transcript is spliced from 13 exons.
GUGACGUUGCUAUACACCAGAAACAGCAGUACAAGGUUGUUGGACACACUUUGCUGUCUGUUCGAGUGUUUUUAUGUGUUUUCGGAGUGAACGUCCAGACCGUGUUUAGCUCCGGAGCUGACGGCGGCAUCAUGGCGUCUGGAGGCCCCAUGAUGAACGGUGACAUCUCUCGCUCUGCUGGUCAGUCUGGCACGCUGGAGGAAACCCUGCAGCAGAUGAACAUCCUCAUCCAGGAGAACAGGGACCUAAAAGAGGCCCUGCGUCAGACCAACCUGACGAUGAAGGAGCGUUUUGAGGGUCUGUCUGCGUGGCGGGAGAAGCAGCGGGAGGAGCGGGACUUCCUGGAGAGCAGGCUGGAGGAGGCUCGUGGCCGCAUGGAGGCGCUGAACCGCCAAAACCAAGAGCUGACCAGGAGGCUGGAGGAGGUGGGGAAGGCAGGAGGAUCCCAGGCAACAUCAUCAGAGCUGGAGGUCCUGCGCGCCCAGGUUGCUCGCCUGCAGGCAGAAAAGAACGACCUGGUGGCCAUGAACUCUGAGCUGCAGCUGAAGGCGGACCAGGACUCUCGGGACGACGACUUCAUCGAGGUCAUCAGGGUCUCGGAUGGAGGCGUCGAUGGCGUGAACGACGUGUGCGGCACAGAGCGCAGCAGACGUCUGGAGCUGAGCAUGACGGCGUCCCGGCUGGACAGCAAGGAGGGGACGGUGAGCCAGUUGCUCCAGUCGCUGAGGAACGAGACUCAGCGGGCCGAUCAGCUGCAGACAGAGCUGCAGGACUGUGCUGCCAGAAUUAAAGAGCUAGAGGAGACGAAGAGUAACGUGGAGGAAUCAACACAGACGACCCAGCCAGAGACCACGGACACCAAGGAAGAGAAGGCAGCAUCUGAAGUGGAGAAUCUCAAGUCUCAGAUGAUGACACUGUUCAAAGAGCUGCAGCAGGCCCAGAGCAAGCUGGAUGAAGCAGAAGGCAUGAAGAAGAACCUGCAGGACAGAUGCCGGGAGGUGGAGCAGGACGUGGCCACUCUGAAGGCUCAGCUGGUGGAGAAACAGGCCGUUCAGUCGGAGAACGACCGGCUGAAGCUGCAGCUGGACAGCAUGCAGGCCCAGAGCCAGAUGGAGCAGAAGAAGGCCGGGGAGGAGAGAAACACCCUGGCCCAGCUGAAGGACGCCUAUACCAAACUGUUUGAAGACUACAAUGAGCUCAAAGAGGAGAAGAAGAAAAAAGAGUCUCAGCUGGUGCAGAAGGAGGUGGUGGACGAGCUGCAGGACCGGCUGACUGCUGCUGAAGAAGCCCUGGCGGUUAAACAGAGUAAGAUUGAUGACAUGAAGCAGGAGAUCUUCCACAAGGAGAAGGAGCUGGAGACCAUAUCCGUGUUCCAGGCUCAGGCGGAGGUCUACUCCUCGGACUUCUAUGCUGAGCGGGCAGCGAGGGAGAAACUCCAUGAGGAGAAGGAGCGUCUGGCUGCUCAGCUGGAAUAUGUUAAGAAGCAGAACACCCAGCUGCAGGAGGAGAUGGACUCGCUGGGCCGACAGUCGCUGAACGAGAUGCAGAGAAGACAUGUGUCUCUGGGAGGGAAUCAACAUGGAGCCGGUGCAGCUCUGGUUGGAAGAGGUACCGACUGGCAGCAUCAGGGAAACAUUCCUGAACACGCCUGUCCCAAGUGCAACGAGAUCCUGCCAGACCUGGACUCCCUGCAGAUCCACAUCAUGGACUGCAUCAACUAGACCUCCAUGAUUAUAAGCAUCUACGACAACAGCAGCAGCAGCAUUAGCACCUUAAAUUGAGUCUUCCUCUGCUUUUGACCUAUACAUCCUCUGAUCGCUGUGACAACACUCCACAGAUCCCCCUACAACAUCAGUAACAGCCACUGUACGAAGGGAACACUUUGCUUUUGUCAGAAUGUAAGUCGAUGGAUUUAAAGCUGGAAUGAGUGUGAACAGAAUAUGUCAUCUCUAGCAUAUUGUAUAUUUGAAAACUGCUCAAACACAUUUGGAAUAGUGAUAAAACAAUAUUAUAGGACACAUCCACUUGUAGGUUUGAGCCCGUCUCCUCUGACAUAUAAUCUGUUUGUUGCUGUGACGAAUGAAAACAAGCUGAAGAUGAAAUUUCUCAAGGCAAAAACAAAUCUGGAACAUCAAAACAGGAAGCACACAAACCCUUUCACAAGAUUUCAGUUUGGUGCUGUCUGCCCGUCACACACACGUUAAAUAAUCUACCAAAGUUGAGCCUUUACAAGUUGUAUUUGUACCAAGUUUGUUGCUGAAGGCUUUUUUUUUUUUUUUUUUUUUUUUUUUUUUUUGAAGGUUUCCUUAUCAGAUCAAAAUGAAACUCUUUCUAUAUUUUUUUGCUUGGAAAAAGAUAUUUUAGCUCAUAAAUGGGUUUUUGCUGUUGGUGUAAGAAGGAGCAUGCACCAUGUUAAUAAUUAAUAUUAAGAUAUAUAUUUUAUUUUCACUCUGCAGAUGAUAUCUGGAAAUGAUAAAGCACUAUAUUUAACUUGUUAAUCAACCUGACUGUAAGUGACAGCUUUUGUACUGGAUGUGUAUGUGCAGGAGGCUCUGACACACUGCUGAGUAUACUGUAUUACAAAGGCCCUCUUGAGUUCAUGUUGUAAUUCUGUCAAUAAAAGUCAUUUGUGAA